AUGGCAACUCCUCAUAGGGAAAGAGCUGGUACAGCAAGUCUUGCAUCGCGCACACCUCGUAACGACCACACAUACGCCAGAAAGAGUCACAACUCGCCAUAUCGUCAUAGCCCCCGUCGUUCGGAGGUCUUGGUUGAGGAAAUUGGCGCGCUUCACAUUCGCGAGGAACGUGCCUGGAGACAAAGACAAGAUGAGAGAGAUGCUGAACAAGAACGCCGACAUCAAGAGGCUCUAGCGCAAGCUGCCGCUGAGCACGAGCGGAUCUUGCGCAAUGCUAUCGAGGCAGCUGAGACUGAAGCACUGAAGCAGGAACGCGAGCGAAAGCAGAAGGAAGAGGAAGAGCAUCGUGCACUUGAAGCUGAGCGCUCAGCAAAAGCUGCAAGAGAGGCUGCUGAUAGGCAGCGGAGGAAGGAAGAGCUCGAACGACAAGAGCAGGAGCAACAGAAACGCGCGGCCGAAGAAAGAGAGAUACGGGAACAGGAAGCUCGUCUUGCACAACAAAAGCGACAGCAUGANAGCCGACGCUUUACGGAGGAAGCAAGAACAGGAGGCUUCAGAUCGCAAAGCAAAGAAGAGGCUGAUGCUGCCGCUGCCGCCGCCGCCUCUGCUGCUGCGAAAACUGCUGCUGCUGCUGCUCCCAAAAUCCAACAAUCUCAACCACAGCCCGCGUCAACUCCUGCUACACAACCCAGUACUGCACCUGCAGCGCAGCCCAUCUCCAAGCCUGCAACUCAGACUGUCGCGCUGUCUUCUGCAUCCGGAACACAAUCAGCACUCAAGUCUACACCCGCACAGCUAGAAGCAGUGCACAAGCGAUAUCGCGAGAUUCAUCAUCAGCUGAAAGCCAUGAGGAGAACCGCCAGGACGCAGCUCUCAAAAGCCCCAUGCAGCAUUAGCGAUUAUCGUCGAAAGAUCAACACGGUGAUGGGCCAGUUUACCCCUGACAAGAUCAAAAACAGAGUGGCGCUUAAGAGAGUGCUCGAGAUCCUCAACGACGUCCUGAAGCAUUCCGAACCGACUAUCGACGUGACUCCCUUCCUCGCCAAUCCGCCAGACAACUCGGAAAGACGGAUGCCGUUGGCUCUGGUAUACUUACUGAAUUUGAUCUCCAAGUUGGUCAUCAGUCAGUUUUGCAGCGACAACCUAGCGACAGUGGAUGCUCUUGCAAUUGUGUUGGUCACUGUNUUUUCGAAGCCUGAGUAUCUUUACAACGGCACCACUUCGCUGAUCGACAUCCUCCUGGCCAAAUACCAUGUGGUGUGCCCCGUGCUGUUCGGCAUAUAUGGCAAUGAGAACACUAAAGCUGGACGGGAUAGAAUAGGUUGGUGGAGGUUCGGCGAGGAUUAUGUUGGUCUCGAGGCGCACAAGAAUCGCAUGCUUGGUCUGGCUACAGGGUACGGAUGUCUUUCCUUGCGAGACUUCAGCAAGUCAAAAGCGAACAACCCCUUUCCGCCACCGAACUACUGGCGCGCACUGAGUUACUUUGCCAACACUCCGCCGGCGCAACUACAACCAACUCACUUCNNCCUUGUCCUUAAGGGAUUGGUGGAUACACACGUUGAAAAGUUCUUGAAGUUCUACGGUCAGGCAGGUCUAGCAGCAUUGAGAAAGGUACUGGUGGAGCUUCCCAAGGACGCGCCCAAGAGUGCAGCCAAAGACUCAGUUGCAGUUCUCCCAGAAAUGCUGCGGACGACUAGAUGCUUGACGUUAUGA
Aureobasidium musti is the source of this 1713-nucleotide messenger RNA. The record is from the annotation of a GenBank genome assembly. NCBI's taxonomy places the organism in Eukaryota, Fungi, Ascomycota, Dothideomycetes, Dothideales, Saccotheciaceae.